Messenger RNA from Mercurialis annua (annual mercury), 2417 nucleotides. Its product is annotated as dnaJ protein ERDJ2A-like. The transcript is spliced from 11 exons. Gene Ontology annotation, biological process: post-translational protein targeting to endoplasmic reticulum membrane; SRP-dependent cotranslational protein targeting to membrane. The coding region runs from base 242 to 2290 and encodes 682 amino acids. Lineage: Eukaryota; Viridiplantae; Streptophyta; Magnoliopsida; Malpighiales; Euphorbiaceae. Gene Ontology annotation, molecular function: transmembrane protein transporter activity; RNA binding. Gene Ontology annotation, cellular component: Sec62/Sec63 complex. The record is from RefSeq and is a predicted model, not a curated record.
ACCUUGGAAAUAUACACCACACCGAAGCCUAAAACAGUAAAAUCCUUGAAAACAAAAAACCCAGCAAUUCCAAAAAAUUUCUCUCGGAUCUAAAAAAAAUCAAUAAAUCCCAUCUCAACACUAGCUGCCCCUUCUUCUUCCGCACUCCACCAAUAUUCGCGCGCCAUCUUCAGACAGCCGUCCCCGUGCCUGAUCUCGAUCUCAAUUUUUUUAAUUCAGGUUAUAUAGGUAAGAGAUUAUCAUGGCUGCCUCUGAAGAAACUAGUGCCCUAUUCCCAAUUUUUAUUUUGACAAUAAUGGCGCUGCCACUAGUUCCGUACACGAUAACAAAGCUAUGCCGGGCGUUCUCGAAGAAAAGCAAAAGUAUUCACUGUAACUGUUCCGAAUGCUUUCACUCGGGGAAGUAUCGCAGAUCUAUAUUUAAGCGGAUUUCGAACUUCUCUACAUUCAGUAACUUGACAUUGAUACUUUUAUGGGUCGUCAUGAUAUUCCUGGUUUACUACAUAAAGAAUAUGAGCCGUGAUGUUCAAGUUUUUGAUCCAUAUUCUAUACUUGGACUAGAACCUGGAGCUCUAGAGUCAGAAAUAAAGAAGAAAUACAGGAGGCUCUCUGUUCAAUACCAUCCUGAUAAAAAUCCUGAUCCAGAGGCCCACAAAUUUUUUGUUGAGUUUAUAACAAAGGCCUAUCAGGCUCUAACAGAUCCAUUGUCCCGCGAGAAUUAUGAAAAAUAUGGUCAUCCAGAUGGUAGACAGGGGUUUCAAAUGGGCAUAGCUCUUCCUCAGUUCCUUCUAGAUAUUGAUGGGCCAUCUGGUGGGAUACUUCUACUUUGGAUUGUUGGUAUUUGCAUUCUCUUGCCACUGGUAAUUGCAGUGGUAUAUCUAUCAAGAUCAUCAAAAUAUACUGGAAACUAUGUCAUGCAUCAAACUCUUUCGGCAUAUUACUACCUAAUGAAACCUUCUUUAGCACCGAGCAAAGUCAUGGAAGUCUUUACUAAGGCUGCUGAAUAUAUGGAAAUUCCAGUUCGUAGGACGGAUGACGAACCUCUUCAAAAGCUGUUUAUGUCAGUUAGAAGUGAGUUGAAUCUAGAUCUUAAGAACAUUAAGCAAGAACAGGCGAAGUUCUGGAAGCAGCACCCUGCCAUAGUUAAGACGGAAUUGUUAAUACAGGCUCAAUUAACUCGUGAAUCAGCAGCCCUUUCACCAGCUUUGCUAGGCGAUUUUAGACGUGUGCUAGAGCUUGCACCUCGACUUCUUGAAGAAUUAAUGAAGAUGGCAGUCAUACCACGCACUGCACAAGGCCAUGGAUGGCUAAGACCUGCAAUUGGAGUUAUUGAGCUCUCUCAGUGUGUAUUUCAGGCUGUUCCUCUUAGUGCAAGAAAGUCUACUGGAGGAUCCCCUGACGGAAUUGCACCCUUUUUGCAGCUUCCACAUUUUAGCGAGUCAGUUGUCAAGAAGAUAACACGCAAGAAGGUGAGAAAUUUUGAAGAUUUUUGUGAUAUGACCAUGGAAGAACGCCGUGAGCUGCUAGAGCCUGCGGGAUUCUCCUCAUCUGAAAUACAAGACAUUGAAAUGGUACUGGAAAUGAUGCCUUCUGUUACAAUAGAAGUUAAAUGUGAGACUGAAGGUGAAGAAGGUAUACAAGAGGAAGAUGUUGUCACUGUUCAAGCUACGAUAACUCUCAAACGUCCCAAUGGCCUAAUCCGUGCUCUCCCUCACACCCCACACUUCCCAGUCCACAAGGAAGAGAACUUCUGGUUUCUGCUUGCUGAUCCCACCGCAAAUAACGUGUGGUUUUCUCAGAAGGUAAAUUUUAUGGACGAAGAAGCAGCUAUAGUUGCUGCUUCUAAGACAAUUGAGGAUACCAUGGAGGGGUCUGGAGCAAGUGUCAAGGAGACAAGUGCAGCAGUCAGAGAAGCGGCGCAAAAGGUGCGGAAUGGCGCUAGAUUGGUGAUGGGCAAGUUCCCAGCACCCAGGGAGGGGAACUACAAUUUGACUUGUUACUGCUUGUGUGACACUUGGAUAGGUUGCGACAAAAAGACUAAUUUGAAGGUCAAAAUAUUGAAACGAACACGGGCUGGCACUCGAGGUGCUUCAAUCUCUGAAGAGGGACCGAUUGCUGAGGACGGGGUUGAAGAGGAAGAGGAGGAUGAUGAGGAGGAAUAUGAUUACGAGAGUGAAUAUAGUGAAGAUGAGGAAGAUGAAAAAGAUACAAAAAAGAAGGCCCCUGCAGCUAAUGGCGCAGUGCAUAAAGGUGACUCGAGCUCGGAGGAUUCGGGCACAGAUGAGGAAUGAGACACUUCAUUGAUUGUCAAUUAGAAUGAGGAAUGAGCUCCUUUACUUAUUCAGGCCUAUUAAAUUUAUGAUAGUUGCAGUGAAAAGUUUUGAUAUUUUUGAUUCCAUAAAGUGGAUUUUCAUAUAA